Molecule: messenger RNA, 696 nt
Organism: Pararge aegeria (speckled wood butterfly)
Lineage: Eukaryota; Metazoa; Arthropoda; Insecta; Lepidoptera; Nymphalidae
Gene: Ggamma1
Product: guanine nucleotide-binding protein subunit gamma-1
Exons: 2
Coding region: 240-452 (70 amino acids)
Biological process (GO): G protein-coupled receptor signaling pathway
Cellular component (GO): heterotrimeric G-protein complex
Molecular function (GO): G-protein beta-subunit binding
Source: RefSeq, a predicted model, not a curated record
UUUCUUUUAUCUGUAGUACUUGUAUAAUACCUACACAUUUUUGAUGAAGGAACAUUGUCAUCGUUUGUCAAAAUUAUUGUCAAAUUCCGAUAAAAAUUGUACUUUACGAGCGCAUUAAUUGCAAAAAUAGGUAAUUUGCUUUUAGCAAUUUUCGCCAUCUAGUUGAGGCUACGCCCUGUUUUGUGAGGACAGCUUUGCUGGAUUUAGCUAUCAACAUAGGCCUAUCAGACACUGCCGUUAUGGAUAUGAUGGUAUCGACUUUGCAACAGCAACGUGCUGUGACCGAGCAAUUGAGAAGAGAAGCUUCGAUAAAACGGAUUCCUGUUUCCGUAGCUGUUGCGGAUAUAGUCCGAUUUAUAAAUGAGCACGGACAAGAGGAUUGUCUCCUCGUCGGUUUUUCGAGUCAGAAAGUAAACCCUUUUAGAGAGAAAAGUUCUUGCACUGUCCUGUAAACUUGGUUGUUUGCCAUCAGCUUAAUUUUUGAUGUGAAGCAUAAAUACGUGUUAAAUGUUCUAACAAAUCUUACGUUUGGUACUAAGGAAAAUCAACAGCUUAGUUUUUCAUUUAUGUGUUAUCUAAUGUGUCACUAUAAUUUCUUGCGCCUGUUAAUUAUUCUACUAAAGAAGUCUCACUGUUUUAUGUAAGGUGUAUCUGUGAAAUUUACUGUUUGUAAUUUAUUAAAUGAAAAAUUCAAAG